Drosophila montana is the source of this 567-nucleotide messenger RNA. RefSeq lists its product as uncharacterized. The coding region runs from base 136 to 567 and encodes 143 amino acids. The transcript has a single exon. The record is from RefSeq and is a predicted model, not a curated record. Lineage: Eukaryota; Metazoa; Arthropoda; Insecta; Diptera; Drosophilidae.
CAACAAACUUGCAGGACUUGCAGCUAACAAGGACACAGGACUUGACUGAGCUGCAGCAACAACAACCACAACAACAACAACAAGAAGAAGAAGAUUUCGCACACUGUGGCCAGCGGGAGACGAGCAGCAAACCGAAUGCAGUAUCUCAACUACGCACUGCAGACAUCCACGCGACUGCUGACCAGCCAGAGCCAUAGCCAGAGCCAAAGCCAGACGAGCCACAAUCAGCAGCAGCUGCGCCAGCGUCAGCGCCAUAGUCAGACAGCGGCCAUUGAGGCAGCGGCGGCGGCUAGCACGCCCAUUGAGGAGCAAAUAGCGCACGCCUGCUGCAGUCGCGGUGCCCAAUUGCUGCGACUGCGCCAACAGGAGCUGAUUAAGAGACGCGCCCUCGAGCUUGAGGAUCAGCUGAACGCCAACGACGCCAGCUGGGAUAGCGAUCCGUGCAGCAGCGAGCCCGAGGAAGGCGCCGUGGGCGGUGACCAGCAGAAGCAGGAGAAGCAGGAACACGAGCAGAAUCAGGAUCAGGAGGAGGAGAACUCCAACGAGUCGUGUCAGCCAGUCCAAUGA